This is a messenger RNA of Tachyglossus aculeatus (Australian echidna), 549 nucleotides long. RefSeq names its product calcium/calmodulin dependent protein kinase II inhibitor 1 (gene CAMK2N1). Gene Ontology annotation, molecular function: protein kinase binding; calcium-dependent protein kinase inhibitor activity. Gene Ontology annotation, biological process: negative regulation of protein kinase activity. The record is from RefSeq and is a predicted model, not a curated record. The transcript has 2 exons. Lineage: Eukaryota; Metazoa; Chordata; Mammalia; Monotremata; Tachyglossidae. Bases 43 to 279 code for a protein of 78 amino acids.
GGAGGAGGGGGAGGAGGAGGCGCCCAGCCACCAGGAGAGAACAUGUCGGAAGUGCUGCCUUAUAACGAGGAGAAGCUGGGCCCCUAUGGGGACGGGGGAGACGUGGGGCAGAUUUUCACCUGCCGCCUCCAGGACACCAACAACUUCUUCGGGGCGGCGCAGAACAAGAGGCCGCCCAAGCUGGGGCAGAUCGGCCGGAGCAAGAGGGUUGUUAUUGAAGAUGAUAGAAUUGAUGACGUGCUGAAAAAUAUGACAGACAAGGCACCUCCCGGUGUUUAAAUCCCCCAAAGACACUGAGAUGAGGGAGAAAAAAUAAUAAUGAUUACAACGUAACACGUUAUUGGCAAAAAAAAAAAAGCACUUUGAAAUCUUCAUUACUAGCCUGCGAUUCACAAUGCAACCAACAACCUGUAUCUUAAAUCAGGCUUGGAGACUGAAGAGGUGUGAGAAGGAUAGCAAGGAACAUGGCUGUAGGGACCUCUGCAAAAAAAAAAAAAAAGAAAAAAGAAUAAUAUAUAUAUACAUGAUGAAAUAAUAAAGUAUCAGUUG